AUGGCACCCAUCCCAAUUUCUGAAGAGCAACUGCUCAACCUUUCAUCCCUCCCAACCUACAACUACACAAUGGCUUCUCAGGCACACAACGUACAGACCCCCGUCACGGGUUCCACCGACGCCUCUGUCCAGGGUGACUACUUCACCACUAUCCAGAGCUCUACAACCACCUCUUCACGCACAUCCGCCGAGAUUCAGGACCGACCCGUCAUCACUCCUGGUGGCACUGUCACAACCUAUGCGGCCCUCCAGAGCAAGAACCCCCUGCCGCCCCUCUCCCGCGACUUUCCCAAGCCUACUACCGAGAUCGACGUCGAGGAGGCUCUUUCUCGCAAACCUGGCCGUUGGACUGUCAGAGGAUCCAUUGCCGUCGAGCGACCCGUCCAGGUUGUCGACGAGGAGAAGAUCAAGGCUCAGCGCCGCAAGGCCCUUGAGGACGCCAAGAAGGAGCUGUUCGCCUCCAGCGAGGCUCUCAAGAACGUUCCGCUCCCGCCGCAAAAGAACAACUUCUAG
Molecule: messenger RNA, 513 nt
Organism: Colletotrichum godetiae
Lineage: Eukaryota; Fungi; Ascomycota; Sordariomycetes; Glomerellales; Glomerellaceae
Exons: 1
Coding region: 1-513 (170 amino acids)
Source: RefSeq, a predicted model, not a curated record